AUGUCCACAAACACAUCCCGCAGCCCCGCCACCGACGAACCCAUUGCAGGGCCGUCGACUACUCCAACCUCCUCUUCGCCACGCCCAAGCGCAGCUGGCGAGUCCGGCAAGUCUCAUGCGAGCCCGUCUCGCGUGGCAGGGGCAUCCAACACCCCGACCCGAUCCAACGCCACCUUCCCCCACCACAUCACUGGAACAUUCAACGUUCCCAAUGCCACCGAGUCAGACGAUGUCUUCGACGAGCCCAUCGUUCCUGCCCCUCCUGCGAGGCGCGGGACGAAGCGUCGGCGGACUGAUGGCGCUGGUCUAUCCACGAGCGGGGCGCCUUCGUCGAAGCGCACAAAGAAAGGAAAAGGGCGUGCUGCAGCCUCAUCACGGAAUACACUGCGCGACGGAGUGGACGAGAACAUUGCCGAUGGAACCCCUUCGUCGGACGAAGGCGUGGCCGCACUGCCAGAUACGGAUAGGCGCCCGAUCUUGGUCGUAGAGGAGUCCGAGCCUCAGGUCCCGUAUCAGUGCGGAGUCCCCGGCUGUACAAUGAAGAUUGGACUGGGCAGAGAGGCGCCCAGUACCCACCUCGAGAAGCACCACGCGCACUUGUCGAGGGUAAGGUGUCCCUGGCCAUCCUGCGCGGAGAUGUCGGCAGAGGUGUCAGCGGGUCAACUGAGCCGCCACAUUCUGGCGGCCCAUGGCCCUUUGACCAUCUGGAGGUGCCCACGAUGCAGGAUGAAGUUUCAAUGGUACUACCGUAAAGACACGGUAGGGCGGCACGCGGAGAAGUGCAAGGGAGCCAAGGAGGGCUCACAGUCAACUAUUUUCGGCCAGCCUCUACCUCGCCCGGGUAGUGUUGCCACUCCAGCGACUCCAGAGCCGUCAUCAUCGGCGGGCGUCUCGAGUGAACGGCCGCCAUCUGCAGGCCCUUUGACCGUAUCAACGGUGUCUUCGCCGUUGCCAUCGCAGAGCGUUACGGACGCUGAGCAAGGAACGUCGGACUCGUUGCGUAUAAUCGCGACUUCUCCGAGACUCACAGGUGUGUCGCUCCGUGUUAGCGACAAUCUACCGACCUCAGGAAUCCCUGCAGUGGCGGAAUCUGCUGAGGUCAUCAUCGAGGCAUCAGUGACCACAUCGGCUAUGUCGACGCCGAGCACACCCUCACCAGGCAGGCAAUCGGCUGGCCCUCAACAGCGCGUUUCUCCCCAACACUCUCCACGUCUCCCAGCCGUGGACAUGCUGGGUACUGCUUCUCCUAGUCCUGGAACGGUCAACAUCGCCGACGAUCGUACUCUCCUUGAGGCCGACACACAGGCAUCUACUGCGGUUGAGACGAUGAGACAAUUCCUGCGGAAGAGGACCUGUUCGCCGCAUGGCUGGUACCGGAAGCGCUGGGUGAUUAGACUGGUCGUUGGGUCGACAAUAUCGUUCUAUCUCCCGAAGGACAUCACCGAGUGGAUGAUAACUGAGGGCAUCGCGUCCCAUUACCAUCGCAUCUACGAGCGCCACAAGAGGAUGCCUGAUGUUCCAGGCGGAAGUCUCGAGCAGGGCCCCUCGCCAGCAUUUGACAAGGAGCUUGUCGUACUGUGCCAUCUUGGAGCGCUAUCAAGCACGAGGAUUCAUGAAGCUGACACUUGCCGCCUCAUCAACAUCGACCGCCUGAUCGUGGUCAUCUACCACUUCUAUCUCAAGUGGUGGCUUGAUGUCUGCAUGGAGCUCAUCGUUAUAAUGUACACUAACGUCGCCAUACCACCUACGGAAAUGUAG
Messenger RNA from Postia placenta MAD-698-R-SB12, 1758 nucleotides. RefSeq lists its product as hypothetical. The record is from RefSeq and is a predicted model, not a curated record. Lineage: Eukaryota; Fungi; Basidiomycota; Agaricomycetes; Polyporales; Adustoporiaceae. The coding region runs from base 1 to 1758 and encodes 585 amino acids. The transcript has 5 exons.